This is a messenger RNA of Budorcas taxicolor (takin), 906 nucleotides long. RefSeq names its product claudin 18 (gene CLDN18). Gene Ontology annotation, cellular component: plasma membrane; bicellular tight junction. The transcript is spliced from 5 exons. The record is from RefSeq and is a predicted model, not a curated record. Bases 1 to 906 code for a protein of 301 amino acids. NCBI's taxonomy places the organism in Eukaryota, Metazoa, Chordata, Mammalia, Artiodactyla, Bovidae. Gene Ontology annotation, biological process: bicellular tight junction assembly; cell adhesion. Gene Ontology annotation, molecular function: structural molecule activity.
AUGGUGCAUGGUGACGUGUGUGCCAGCCUCUCUAAGAAAGCUCCAUACCGAUACCCAGCACCCUCAGAACUUGACUGUCCCCCUAUCGGGUGGUACUCUGUGUCAGCCCUGCACACCACCAUGUCUGUGACCGCCUGCCAGGGCUUGGGGUUUGUGGUUUCACUGCUUGGGAUUGCAGGCGUCAUCGCCGCCACCUGCAUGGACCAGUGGAGCACCCAGGAUCUAUACAACAACCCGGUGACAGCUGUAUUCAACUACCAAGGGCUGUGGCGCUCCUGUGUCCGAGAGAGCUCUGGCUUCACCGAGUGCCGGGGGUACUUCACCCUGCUGGGGCUGCCAGCCAUGCUGCAGGCCGUGCGAGCCCUGAUGAUCGUGGGCAUCGUCCUGAGCGUCAUUGGCCUCCUGGUGGCCGUCUUUGCCCUAAAGUGCAUCCGUAUUGGCAACAUGGAUGACUCUGCCAAAGCCAAAAUGACACUCACCUCCGGCAUCAUGUUCAUCAUCGCAGGUCUCUGUGCGAUCGCUGGAGUGUCUGUGUUUGCCAACAUGCUGGUUACUAACUUCUGGAUGUCCACAGCCAGCAUGUACACCAGCAUGGGGGGGAUGGUGCAGACUGUUCAGACCAGGUACACCUUUGGUGCAGCUCUGUUCGUCGGGUGGGUUGCUGGAGGCCUCACGCUGAUUGGGGGUGUGCUGAUGUGCAUCGCUUGCCGGGGUCUGGCCCCCGAGGAAACCAACUACAAAGCCGUCUCUUACCACGCCUCAGGCCACAACGUCGCCUACAGGCCUGGAGGUUUCAAAGCCAGCACUGGCUUUGAGUCCAACACCAGAAACAAGAAGAUAUAUGAUGGGGGUGCCCGCACAGAGGAUGAGGGACAGUCUCAUCCUUCCAAAUAUGACUACGUGUAG